Molecule: messenger RNA, 6372 nt
Organism: Orycteropus afer afer
Lineage: Eukaryota; Metazoa; Chordata; Mammalia; Tubulidentata; Orycteropodidae
Source: RefSeq, a predicted model, not a curated record
AUGGAGGUUAGAAACCACUGUCUUCUCUUUGUUCUUCAGGGGGACCAUGUGUGGCUGGACCUUCCCUCUGUCAAGGAGACCACUGUGGCCAUCGGGGGAAUCAUCAAACAAACAGAAUCAGGCAAAAUUUUGGUAGAGGAUGACGAGGGGAAGGAACACUGGAUUUGUGUAGAGGACCUUGGAAGCCUCAGCCCCAUGCACCCCAACUUGGCCCAUGGUGUGGAUGACAUGAUCCACCUGGGGGACCUGAAUGAGGCAGGCAUGGUGCACAAUCUCCUCAUCCGGUACCAGCAGCACAAGAUCUAUACAUACACAGGCUCCAUCCUGGUGGCUGUGAACCCAUUCCAGGUGCUGCCCCUCUACACUCAGGAGCAGGUGCAGCUAUAUUAUAACUACCAUGUGGGCAAGCUGCCACCUCAUGUGUUUGCCAUCGCCAACAACUGCUACUACAACAUGAAGAGGAACAAGAAGGACCAGUGCUGCAUCAUCAGUGGUGAGUCUGGGGCAGGGAAGACAGAGACCACCAAGCUCAUCCUGCAGUUCCUGGCCACUGUCAGUGGCCAGCAUUCGUGGAUUGAGCAGCAGGUCCUUGAGGCCAACCCCAUCCUGGAAGCCUUUGGAAAUGCCAAGACAGUUCACAAUGACAACUCGAGCCGCUUUGGGAAGUACAUUGACAUCCACUUCAACUCCAGUGGGGUGAUAGAGGGUGCACGGAUUGAGCAAUUUCUCCUGGAGAAGUCCCGAGUCUGCCGGCAGGCCCAGGAAGAGCGGAACUAUCACAUCUUCUAUUGCAUGCUCAUGGGGAUGACUGCUGAGGAGAAGAAGCUACUGUCCCUGGGAAUGCCCUCUGAGUACCACUACUUGACCAUGGGGAACUGCAGCUUCUGUGAGGGUCUCAGUGAUGCCAAGUACUAUGCCCACAUCCGCUCAGCCAUGAAGAUCCUCAUGUUUUCUGACUCUGAGAACUGGGACCUGAGCAAGCUGCUGGCAGCCAUUCUCCACCUGGGGAACAUGGAAUUUAUAGCUUCAGUCUUCAAGAACUUGGAUUCCUCAGAUGUGAAGGAGACACCCACCUUUCCCAUCGUGAUGAAGUUGCUGGAGGUGCAGCACCAGGCACUCCAGGACUGCCUGACCAAGAAUUCUAUCAUCAUCCGUGGGGAGUUUGUCACUAGACCCCUGAACAUCACCCAGGCUGCAGAUCGGAGGGAUGCAUUUGUCAAGGGCAUCUAUGGGCACCUCUUCCUGUGGGUCGUCAGGAAGAUCAAUGCUGCCAUCUUCACUCCACCUUCCCAGGACCCCAAACAUGUGCGAAGAGCUAUUGGCCUCCUGGACAUAUUUGGCUUUGAAAAUUUCCAGAGCAACAGCUUUGAGCAAUUCUGCAUCAACUUUGCCAAUGAACACCUACAACAGUUCUUUGUCCAGCAUGUCUUCACCAUGGAACAGGAGGAGUACCGCAUGGAGAACAUUGCCUGGGACUACAUUUACUACACCAACAACCAGCACACCCUGGAUCUGCUGGCUUUCAAGCCCAUGAGCAUCAUCUCCCUCUUGGAUGAAGAGAGCCGCUUCCCACAGGGGACAGACAUCACCAUGCUGCAAAAAUUGAAGAGUGUCCAUGCACACAACAAGGCCUUCCUGCAACCCAAGAACAUCCAUGAUGUCCGAUUUGGCAUUGCACAUUUUGCUGGAGAGGUGUAUUACAAGACAGAGGGCUUCCUGGAGAAGAAUCGAGAUGUGUUGAGCACAGAUAUCCUUACCCUGGUCCACUCCUCCAAAAACAAGUUCCUGAAGGAGAUCUUCAAGCUGGAGACUACAGAGACCAAGCUAGGCCAUGGGACCAUCCGUCAGGCCAAGGACAGGGGUCAGCUCUUUAAGUCUGCAGACUCCACCAAGCGGCCCUCUACACUGGCAGGCCAGUUCAAGCAAUCCCUGGACCAGCUGAUGAAAAUCCUGACCACCUGCCAGCCCUCCUUCAUCCGCUGCAUCAAACCCAAUGAGUACAAGAAACCACUGCUCUUCCACCGGGAGCUAUGCAUUAAGCAGCUGCGCUACUCGGGCAUGAUGGAGACUGUGCAGAUCCGCAAGUCUGGAUUCCCCAUUCGCUACACGUUUGAAGAGUUCUCUCAGAGGUUCCAAGUCCUACUGCCCAGUGCCUUGAGGAUGCAGCUUCGAGACAAGUUCCACCAGAUGACCCUGCAAAUUGCUGACAUGUUGCUGAGGACAGACAAAGACUGGAAAAUGGGAAAGACCAAAAUUUUCCUGAAGGACCACCAAGAAACUCUGCUGGAAGUUCAGAGGAGCCAGGCCCUGGAUAAAGCAGCCAUCAAUGUCCAGAGGGUCCUUCGGAGCUACAAACACAGGAAGGAAUUCCUGAGGCAGAAGUGGGCUGCUAUGACCCUCCAGGCCAACUGGAGAGGCUUCAACACUCGGAAAAAUUUCAAGCUGAUCCUCUUAGGCUUUGAGCGCCUGCAGGCGAUUAUCCGGAGCCACUUGCUGGCAAGGCAGUACAAGGCCACAAAGGAAAGGAUGGUCCAUUUCCAGUCCCGGUGCAGGGGCUACCUGAUACGCCAUGCAGUCCAGGAAAGGAGAAGGGCAGUGGUGGUCAUCCAGGCACAUGCCCGGGGCAUGGCUGCUCGGCGAAACUUUCAGAGACAGAAAGCCAACGCACCACUGGUCAUCCCAACUCCACAGCAGAGAAGCCCAGGUUUUGUCCCUGCCAAGAAGCACAAAUCCAUCUAUGACACCAUCACAGACACGGAGAUGGUAGAGAAAGUGUUUGGCUUUCUCCCUUCAAUGAUCGGAGGGCAGGAAAGCCAGGCCUUAACAGGCUUUGAGGAUCUAGAUACAAGGACCAGGCAGCUGCCUGAGGUGGAUCUGGACACAGUCCCCAUGGUGGAGGAGCCAGAGAAGGAGGUGGACAGUCUGGCUGAGUACACCUUCACAAAGUUCGCUGUGACCUACUUCCAGAAAUCCGCCAGCCACACCCACAUCCGGAGGCCCCUGCGGCACCCACUCCUCUACCAUGAGAAUGACAUGGAUUGCUCGGCUGCACUAGCCGUGUGGAACAUCAUCCUGAGGUUUAUGGGGGACCUCCCGGACCCAGUGCUCUUUGCCAAGACCAGCUUGAGUGGCAGCUCAGUGAUACAGAAGAUCCACAACAACCUGGACAUCAAGGGAAGCACCCAGUCUCUACAGUGUGGCAAAUCUGAACAGGUGGUCAGCCAAGUGAGCAUUGAAGAGGAGGCAUUUGAGCCCAGUGGCCCCAUCUCAGACCGACCCAUGUCCAACCUGGAGAAGGUACACUUCAUUGUGGCCCAUGCCAUCUUACAGCCCAACCUCAGGGAUGAGGUUUACUGCCAGAUCUGCAAACAGCUCACAGAGAACUUCAAGAAGAGCAGCCUGGCCCGUGGUUGGAUCCUGCUUAGCCUCUGUCUGGGCUGCUUCCCACCCUCAGACAGGUUCAUGAAGUAUUUGCUGCACUUCAUUGGUCAAGGGCCAGCAGCCUAUGGACCCUUCUGUGCUGAACGCCUGAGACGCACCUACACCAAUGGGGUGCGCACAGAGCCACCCACCUGGCUAGAGCUGCAGGCUGUCAAGUCAAAGAAGCACAUCCCAGUCUAUGUCAUCCUGGUGACUGGAGAGAGCCUAAUCGUCAUGGUCGACUCAGCCUCCACAGCACGGGAAGUCUGCCUGUAUAUCGCUCGCAAGCAGGGCCUCAGCGACCAUCUGGGCUUUUCUCUCCACAUCGCUGUGUAUGACAAGUUCUGGUCACUGGGCAGUGGGCAUGACCACGUGAUGGAUGCUAUUGCCCAAUGUGAGCAGCUGACCCGGGAGCGGGGUGAGAGUGAACGCCAGUCACCCUGGCGCAUCUACUUCCGGAAGGAGUUCUUCACCCCCUGGCAUGACUCCAGGGAGGAUCCUAUCAGCACUGAGCUCAUUUACCACCAAGUCCUCCAUGGAGUGUGGUCUGGCGAGUACAGCUUCGAGAGGGAGGAAGAGCUGGUGGAGCUGCUGGCCCAGCACUGCUACGUGCAUCUUGGCACCUUGGAAAGGAGUGAGGCCAUCCAAGAACUGCUACCCAGUUGCAUCCCCACAAAGCUGUACAAGACCAAGCCCCCUGAGAAGUGGGCUAGCCUCAUUGCUGCUACACAAACCAAGGCACCAUACAACCAGAAGCAAGAGACAGUGCUGGCUAUGAAGGAGCAGGUGGUGGACACAGCCCGCCUAAAGUGGCCGCUGCUCUUCUCUCGGCUGUUUGAAGUUACUGCACUUUCUGGCCCUCAGCUUCCCAAGACUCAGCUGAUCUUAGCUGUGAACUGGAAGGGGUUGUGCUUCCUGGAUCAGAGAGAGAAGGUGCUUCUAGAACUCUCCUUUCCAGAGGUCACAGGACUGGUCACCAGCAGGGCAGCCAAGAGCAGGCAAAGCCUGACACUCUCCACGCUACAUGAAGAGGAGUACGAGUUUGCGACCCCCAGCAGUGUGGCCAUUGCAGAACUGGUGGCCAUGUUCCUGGAGGGCCUGAAGGAGAGGUCUGUGUUUGCCAUGGCCCUGCAGGACAGAAAUGCUACAGAUGAUGCCACCCUCCUGUCCUUUAAGAAGGGGGACUUGCUGAUCCUGUCAAAGAAGCAAGGACUACAGCCUUCUGAGAACUGGAUUCUGGGCGAGAAUGACAGGACAGGGCAGACAGGGCUGGUGCCCAUGGCCUGCAUCUAUACCAUCCCAAUCAUCGUCAAGCCCUCGGAACAGCUGCUGCUCCUGCUGGCCAUGUCACCAGAAAAGCGGAAGCUGGCAACCCGGGAGGGGCGGCCUACAGAACCCUCGCCUGAGGAACAGCUCAAGGAGCCACACACUCUGGAGGAAAUUUCCUAUGAGCUCUUCAGGGCCCCAGAUAAGGAAUCAGUCAGCAAAGCUAUGUUCUCCCUGGCCUGGACCCAGGGCCACCUUUGGUCUUAUUCUUCUGAGCCGCUGCGGCAGCCUCUGCUCAAGUGUGUCCAUGCAAAUGCCAACCUGCGAGACUCUGCCUGCCAAAUCUUUGUUGCUAUCCUCAGGUACAUGGGUGACUACCCUUCACGGCAGGCCUGGUCCUCUUUGGAACUCACAGACCAGAUCUUCUCAUUGGCCCUUCAGGAUAUGGCCUUGCAGGAUGAAGUCUACUGCCAGAUCCUGAAGCAACUGACAAACAACUCUAACAGGCACAGCGAGGAGCGGGGCUGGCAGCUGCUGUGGCUUUGCACAGGCCUCUUCCCACCUGGCAAGGUGCUACUGCCCCAUGCCCAGAAGUUUGUGGAUACUCGGAAGAAGAAGCUGCUGGCCCCUGACUGCAGCUGCCGCAUCCAGAGAGUUCUGAGGCUGGGACCCCGGAAGCAGCCUCCCCACCAGGUGGAGGUGGAGGCCGCAGAGCAGAAUGUCACCCGCAUCUGCCACAAGGUCUACUUCCCCAACAACACCAGUGAGAUGCUGGAGGUGGGCACCAACAUGCGUGUGCGGGAUGUGUGCCAGAGCAUUGCCACCAAGCUGCAGCUGGCCUCCUGGGAGGGCUGCAGCCUCUUCAUCAAGAUUGCUGACAAGGUCUUCAGUCAGAAAGAAGGAGACUUCUUCUUCGAUUCCUUGAGACAGGUGUCUGACUGGGUGAAGAAGAACAAGCCCCCAAAAGAAGGGGCACCCAUGACAAUCCCCUACCAAGUGUUCUUCAUGCGGAAACUAUGGCUCAAUGUGGCCCCAGGGAAGGAUGUGAAUGCAGACAUCAUACUCCAUUACCAUCAGGAGCUGCCCAAGUACCUACGUGGGUUCCACAAGUGUUCCAGGGAGGAUGUCCUCCAUCUAGCAGGCCUCAUCUACAAGGCCCAGUUUGACAGUGACCGGUCCCAGCUGGCUAAUGUCUCCAAAAUCCUGCGGCACCUUGUGCCUGAGAACCUUAUGCGCUUGAUGUCCUCGGAGGAAUGGAAAAAGAGCAUCCCUUUGGCCUAUGACAAGCACGUGGACAAGACAGUGGAGGAGGCCAAGGUGGCUUUCCUGAAGUGGAUCUGCCGGUGGCCCACCUUUGGGUCUGCCUUCUUUGAGGUGAAGCAAACCUCGGACCCCUCCUAUCCCGACAUCAUCCUCAUUGCCAUCAACCGACACGGGGUUCUGCUUAUCCACCCCAAGACAAAGGAACUGCUCAUCACCUACCCCUUCACCAAGAUCGCCAGUUGGAGCAGUGGUAGCACCUACUUCCACAUGGCUCUGGGGAGCCUGGGCCAAGGCAACCGGUUAUUAUGUGAGACUUCGCUGGGCUACAAGAUGGAUGACCUACUAACCUCAUAUGUGCAGCAGCUCCUGAGCACCGUAAACAAACAUCAGGGCUCCCGGGCCCUAGCUGUAGCUAGCCCCUAG